AUGGAUGGGCAUAGUAAAGUAUAUGAUCAUCUAAGUGUUCUCAAUGAUAUUAUUUAUGGAUUAGAAACUAUUAGAAUAAAGAUUGAUGACGAAGAUAAAGAUUUAAGACUCAUAUGGUAUCUUUCAUCUUCCUAUGAGCAUAUUAAGCCUGUUUUGAUACAUGGGAAUGAAACUUUAAGUAUUGAAGAAGUUUCUAUUAAAAUUAUUUAUGAAGAAAUAAGAUCGAAGGGUGAGGAUAAUACUUCAUCAAACUCAUUGUUGGUUGCUAGAGGAAGACCUUAUGUGAAGAAAAACAAUGAAACAUGUGUGAGAUGUUGGAAAUGUGGAAUGGUUGGGCAUGUAAAAUGCAUGGCUUCAAAUCAAAUUCUAGCAAUGUCUACAUCGCUUAUGAUAUGA
Messenger RNA from Lathyrus sativus (Indian pea), 396 nucleotides. The record is from the annotation of a GenBank genome assembly. Lineage: Eukaryota; Viridiplantae; Streptophyta; Magnoliopsida; Fabales; Fabaceae.